Alnus glutinosa is the source of this 4046-nucleotide messenger RNA. Its product is annotated as auxin response factor 5. Gene Ontology annotation, molecular function: protein binding; DNA binding. Gene Ontology annotation, cellular component: nucleus. The record is from RefSeq and is a predicted model, not a curated record. The transcript is spliced from 14 exons. The coding region runs from base 880 to 3678 and encodes 932 amino acids. Lineage: Eukaryota; Viridiplantae; Streptophyta; Magnoliopsida; Fagales; Betulaceae. Gene Ontology annotation, biological process: response to hormone; regulation of DNA-templated transcription.
GUAUGAAAGCCCUGCAAAUCAUCGUAUAACCCACGUGCUAAAAUGCGCCACCUUGACAUUCUUUCUUUUCCUACGAAAACACUCUCUACUCCCUCCCUUUUUGAAAAAAAAAAAUCUCUCAUUCUCUCUCUUUCUCUCUCUCUUCUCUGUGUGAGCUUUUCUUGUACUGUUUUCGUGUUCACGUAGUAUUGCUCUGCUUUUUCCAAGUUAUAUUUAAUAAUUCUUCACUCUUUUUAAAACUUCUUACAGUUUAAAGCUGCGACGGAAUCCCCCAUAUACAGAAAGUGUGUGCGCAGGAUAAGAGCUUGCACACUCUUCCCAGUUUCAACACAAACACAGAGAGAGAGAGAGAGAGAGACCUUUUUUCUUUUUGGUGUCGUUGAUUGAGAGAGGGGAGGGGAGGCAUAGGAGGGAAUCAGUGUGAUAAGUGGGUGGGGGGUUCAUCGAAAGGUCGGUUUCUUUUGGAAGAUAAAAACAAGCACUUGAUUAUAAUACAGAGGAGGGCCACUCAUGCUUCGGUCCGCGUGCUUUGAUGCGAACUGAUGGGUUUUUUUCUUUCCUUUUCUUUGUGCCCUGAAGCCCCACCUCUAAGAUUUGCAGUCCCUUUUUGCAGUUUUUGUUCCUUGAUUUUGGAUUCUUGGGGAGUGGGGACUCGGCUAUGCUUUUGUGCCCGAUUGGACUGUUUGUAUUUCUCGGAGAACAUCUAAUUCUGAGACGUGGGUCGAGGGUAAUUUCCCAUCUUUCUCAAGGAAAAGUUAUGAGGGAAAUGUAAUCUGAGAAAGAUCAGAGAAAAUUCUUGUAGAUGAGGAAUAAGAAUUUACUUCUUGGAAUUAAUGGGUUUUGGAGUUUGAGGUUCUGGGGUGUUGCAUUGGGGCACACAUGAUGGGUUUUGUUGAAGAGAAAAUCAGAGCUGGAGGGUUGAUUAGUGGGGCAAAUACAAGUCUGCUUGAGGGGAUGAAGUUCUUAAAAGAAAUGCAGGAUCAGUCCGGUGCCAGGAAGGUUAUAAACUCCGAAUUAUGGCACGCCUGCGCCGGCCCUCUUGUUUCGUUGCCUCAGGUGGGGAGUCUGGUGUACUACUUCCCCCAAGGUCAUAGCGAGCAGGUAGCUGCUUCUACUAAACGGACAGUAACCUCACAAAUUCCCAACUAUCCGAAUCUCCCUUCUCAGUUGAUGUGCCAAGUUCAAAAUGUCACAUUACAUGCAGACAAAGAUACAGAUGAAAUAUUUGCUCAAAUGAGUCUUCAACCUGUCACCUCUGAAAAAGAUGUCUUCCCUGUACCAGACUUUGGACUAAAGCCCAGCAAACAUCCGAGUGAGUUUUUCUGCAAAACUUUAACUGCAAGUGAUACAAGCACACAUGGUGGCUUUUCAGUACCACGCAGGGCAGCAGAAAAGCUCUUUCCUCCUUUGGAUUAUACAGUGCAACCACCAAUGCAAGAACUUGUCGUUCAGGACUUGCAUGAUAACACAUGGACAUUUCGCCACAUAUACCGCGGGCAACCCAAGCGACACCUUCUCACAACUGGAUGGAGUUUGUUUGUUGGUGCCAAAAGACUUAAAGCAGGUGAUGCUGUCCUGUUUAUCAGGGGUGAAAAGUCUCAGUUAUUGGUUGGUGUGAGGCGUGCAAACCGACAGCAAACAACAUUACCGUCAUCAGUUCUAUCUGCUGAUAGCAUGCACAUUGGUGUCCUUGCUGCUGCAGCUCAUGCUGCUGCUAACCGAAGCCCAUUCACAAUAUUCUACAACCCAAGGGCAUGUCCUUCAGAAUUUGUCAUUCAUUUGGCUAGAUACCGUAAAUCUGUCUAUGGGACGCAAUUGUCAGUUGGCAUGAGGUUUGGGAUGAUGUUUGAAACAGAGGAGUCGAGUAAGCGGAGGUAUAUGGGUACAAUAGUUGGCAUUAAUGACUUAGAUCCACUGAGGUGGCCUGGUUCCAAGUGGAGAAAUCUUCAGGUGGAGUGGGAUGAGCCAGGGUGUUGUGAUAAACAGAAUAGGGUUAGUCCAUGGGAAGUAGAGACUCCUGAAAGUCUUUUCAUUUUUCCUUCUCUGACUUCAGGUCUCAAACGACCACUACAUGCUGGAUUUUUGGGAGCAGAAACUGAAUGGGCACAUUUGGUUAAAAGACCCCUUGUCCAGGUUCCUGAAAAUGGAAGUGGAGAUUUAUCAUACUCGAUAUCUAAUAUAUGCUCAGAAAAACUGAUCAAGAUGCUUAUGAGACCUCAACUUAUGAACCAUCCUGGAAACUUUUUGUCUACUCUACAGCAAGAAUCUGCUACGAAGUUGGAUCCAUCACAGGAUGUGAAGACCAUGCAUGGCACAGCCCACCAAAAAUCUCAGCUUAUCUCAUCAGAGGGUACAUAUCCAAUUCAGCCUCAGUCAUGCCUUUACCAAGCUGAUGUCAUUAACUCAAAUUCCUUAUCGAAAGCAAUUGGAAAAUUGAGUUAUGUACCUGAAUUUGAAAACCGAACACUGGCUGGAGUUAAUGCUGAAAAGCCAAGUUUAGAACCUGAGGUUUCAACAGAUGAGUUAAGCCAGUUGACUUCAACAGGAGAGUGCAACGAGGAAAAACCAGCUGCAUGCCCUAUAAGUCUUCAGAGCCCUGUAAACCAGCCAACAUUCAUUAACCAGAACCAGGACUCAUUGCAAUCACAAACUAGUUCGUGGCCUAUGCAGCCACAAUUGGAAUCAUUGGUCUACCAUUCCCAACAACUUGAUGUCCAACAAGUUGAUUGUUCUAAUCUAAAUGGCUUACUUCCAUCCCUAGACCCUGAUGAAUGGAAAUUUUAUCCGUCUUGCCAACCUCUUGGUGGAAUGUUUAGAUCACCUGCACCUUUAUCUGUGUUUGGAUUGCAAGACCCUUCAGCAAUGUUUACUGAAGCAGUUAAUCCCCCCUUGCCUUCUAUGGGUCAGGAAAUUUGGGAUCAUCAGCUUAAUAAUUUAAAUAUUUUAUCCCAAGCUGAUCAGCUCACUGCAUUUUCUCAUCAAGACCCAUGUAACAUAUCUAGUGGCUUAAGAGAUUUGUCAGAUGAGAGCUACAACCAAAGUGGGAUUUACGGUUGUGCUAAUGUUGAUAUUAAUAAUGGUGGAAGUGCUGUGGUAGAUCCUUCUGUUUCAAGUGCCAUUCUGGAUGACCUGUGUAUGGUGAAGAAUGCCAAUUUUCAUAAUCCCUCCGAUUAUUUAGUAGGCAACUUCAGUUCGUGUCAGGAUGUUCAAUCUCAGAUUACCACUACAAGCCUAGGAGACUCUCAGGCUUUCUCUCGGCAGGACAUCCUAGACAAUUCAGGAGGUACAUCUUCAAGCAAUGUGGAUUUUGAUGAGGGCAGUCUUCUGCAGAAUAGCUCAUGGCAGCCAGUAGUCCCACCUGUGCGAACUUAUACAAAGGUUCAGAAAAAAGGAUCUGUUGGGAGGUCAAUUGAUGUCACGGGUUUUAAAAACUAUGAUGAACUAUGUUCUGCAAUUGAGUGUAUGUUUGGGCUUAAGGGGCUGCUCAAUGACCCCAGAGGUUCGGGGUGGAAAUUGGUAUAUGUGGAUUUCGAGAAUGAUGUUCUACUGGUUGGGGAUGAUCCUUGGGAGCAAUUUGUUCGAUGUGUUCGUUGCAUCAAAAUUUUGUCUCCUUCAGAAGUUCAGAAGAUGAGCGAAGAGGGCAUGAAGCUUCUAAACAGUGCUGCAAUGCAGGGGUAGCUGCAAUGAUCCACGAGAAUUCCACGCAUCUUAAAAUGCAUCCAUAUUGGGGAGGGGAGACUUCUCUCAGCUUCUUUGUGCCUGAAAUAUCGAUAUGGCCUCGAUCAUGGGCACUUGAUGUGGCUACAUUUUACUUGCUUUUGCCUUGUAAAGGAGCAAUGUGCUGUUUGACAUUAGUCACAUUUGUAAGAACAUGGAAGUAGAUGAGGAUCCCCUCUAGUAUAAAAGAGCUUAUGUUUAAUGGUGAAGAUGGAGGAUUGUUAGAUGAUCAUAUAAUCUGUGUCUCUGACAAUGAUUGCAAAAUCUGAAUGUGGGACAAUAUGAUUGAGAGUAGGAUACUUGAAAUGGAAAUGAAUCAUUUUACGAUA